AUAUUAUAUAGUGCAUGCACUAAGAUAAUAUUUAUACAUACGUUCAAUCCGUCACGUAAGAAUCGAAGUUUGGAAGCCUGAAAAAAUGUCUGAAACUAAAGGAAAGGUAAUUCAGUGCAAAGCUGCUGUUUGCUGGGAGCCCAAAAAGCCCCUUACAAUUGAAACAGUGGAGGUUGCGCCACCUAGAGGAGGAGAGGUUCGCGUUAGGAUUGCGUACACUGGAAUAUGCCACAGUGAUGCUCAUAUAAUAAACGCAUGCAUAUCAGCAAAGUUUCCUGUAAUCCUUGGACAUGAGGCUGCAGGGAUAGUUGAAAGUGUUGGAGAUGGAGUGACUAAUUUUGAAGAAGGUGAUCAUGUCAUGGCAAUGUUCCUGCCAGAAUGUAAUCAGUGUAGGUGUUGCACAAGUGGAAAGACUGGAUGUUGUGAAGUAUUCAUGGACAAAAACUAUGCCAAUGGUUUAUUGAUGGAUGGGACAUCUCGAUUCAGCAUCAAAGGGAAGACAGUAUACCACUUCUUUGAUACCAGUACCUUUAGUCAAUAUACUGUUGUACCAGCUAUCUCGCUCGUAAAGAUUAACCCAGCUGCUCCAAUGGAAAAAGUCUGUAUACUAAGUUGUGGAAUUGCUACAGGAUAUGGCACUGCUGUCAAUACAGCACCGGUGACACCUGGCUCUGUCUGUGCUGUAUGGGGAUGUGGCUGCAUAGGUCUAGCUUGUAUAAUGGGAUGUAAAGCAGCCGGGGCCGCACGUAUCAUAGGGAUAGAUAUUAACCCAGAAAAGAUUAAAAAUGCUAAAAAGUUUGGAAUAACAGAAGGAGUAAAUCCUUUGGACUACGACAAACCAAUAAAUGAAGUUCUUAAAGAAAUGACCAAUGGAGGUCUUGACUUUACUUUUGAAUGUGUUGGAACCACUAAAACAAUGGAACAGGCAUUUAUGUCAUUACACAAAGGAUGGGGUAAACUGUGCGUUGUUGGAUUAGCUCCAGACGGUGAUACUAUAAAAGUGCCACCAUUUGAACUAUUGUACGGUAGGAGCAUUACUGGGUCACUUUAUGGAGAUUUCCGACGAGCCAAGCAUGUGCCUGAACUCGUCAACUUGUAUAUGAGAGGAGAGAUUAUGCUUGACGAGUUUAUUACUCAUACCAUGCCUUUAGAUAGGAUUAAUGAGGCUUUCGACCUCAUGAGAGACGGGAAAAGUUUGAGGUCUGUAGUGUCAAUGUAGAAGUGCUUACAGACAAGGAUCAUAAGACAUUAGACUUUUAGUUACAGAGUAGUUAUUUGUAUUUUGUAUUAUAUAUGUGGAAGUUAUAAAAUGAUUUCGUUUCUAUGAUAACAUGUAUUGGUUUCGAAAUAUAAAUAGCCAGAUAAAUUUCACCUUCAAAUUUAAUUCAUGAUGUGUAAGGCUGACUUUGAAUUAAUUUACACAGAACAUAGAUGUAACAUUUGAUAGAUCUACAAAAGAGGGAAUAUGACAAGAGGCAUUAUCUGACUCCUGAAAUUAAAAAAAAAGUAAAAUUAUUCAAGCCUUUUGAGAUUAUACUUUUAUUGAUAAAUCAACAUGUAAAUGCAAUCUGGACAUUUUAGUGCAGAACAUUAAAGACUGAUGGAGCUAUGGUGUCGAAACAUGUCCAAAUUUAUAUAUUUGACCAAACUUUUACACAUGGUUUUUGGAAUAAAUAAAUAUAAGCCAAUGCAUUAAUUCAAACAUAUACUUUACGAACUUUCAAAAAUAUGAUUUUGGAUAAAGCCCUUGCUUAUAUCUAAAUAUUAAUUUACGAUAUCAAAAUCAGGCCAUUUUAGCAGUUCUUGUAGUUAUGCACUCAAAAAAUUCAGAGGAUUGUGCAAGUAUGUCAGACAAAAUUCAUAGCCAUUAAAAAUAUUGAUAUCUGAAGGACUAAUUUCUUAUGAACAUCUGAACAAUGUAAUUUGGUAGAUUUAUAAGUUUUUUUUUAUAUAUUAAAUUCAUGAGGCCAAAGACUUGACCUUAUCAUACCUAAACUUUUCAGCCAAAACGGUGAAUCAACUUAUUCCUUUUAAUUUUAUUUAUAGAAAUAGGUACAAAUAUAUGUUUUGAUCAAUAUUUUAGACAAACAAUGUAUAUGAAGAGUUAAUAGCAGUUGUUAGCUUAGAAAUAAAAACAAUACAAUU
Messenger RNA from Mytilus californianus (California mussel), 2145 nucleotides. RefSeq names its product alcohol dehydrogenase class-3-like. Gene Ontology annotation, cellular component: cytosol. NCBI's taxonomy places the organism in Eukaryota, Metazoa, Mollusca, Bivalvia, Mytilida, Mytilidae. The record is from RefSeq and is a predicted model, not a curated record. Gene Ontology annotation, molecular function: S-(hydroxymethyl)glutathione dehydrogenase [NAD(P)+] activity; zinc ion binding. The transcript is spliced from 11 exons. The coding region runs from base 86 to 1219 and encodes 377 amino acids. Gene Ontology annotation, biological process: formaldehyde catabolic process.